GCUCUCCUCCAUUCAGUCUUCGAGUGGCUCUUAACGCGUGAGUCUCGUCUCUUGGACGCGUGUGGAUAGUUUUGUAAAAGACGCCGCUGUUCAUACUGGCUUCACAACGGCGAUCAUGGAGGUGAUUUACGGAUUCUUUCAAAUUUUGGCGCUCUUCUUGACCACCUUGUGGUUCUUCACGUGGCUGUGCGAGCGCAGAAGCGAUACAGGCUGGCUGUUCGAGCGGAGGCGUCAAUUAGCGGUUCGUUGGAUCGCGAGGAGAAAAAGGAGCCGAGUUGGCCUGCAAAGUGAUUCGAACGAUGAAAUGGAUAAGCUGGUCGACGGCGUUAGGGAUAGACAACACCAGGAUUCAAACGCAGUCAGCUACUACGGCGCCGAUCUGAAGAACAAUUUCGUGUUUGUCGAAAUAAACUAUCGACAACGCAAUCACGCAGAAGUGUCCCUUUUCUUGGGUCUGGAAGACGGUCGAACCUAUGAAUUGGCUGAUCACCCAAACACUGUCACGUACGAUUUCGGGACGUCGAGCUGGUCUGCUGCGGGUUUGAAAAUAAGCGUUUUGGAGUCCGGAAGGCGAGCGCGCAUAAUCUUCAACGGACUGCUGAGGAAAGGAAAUCGAUCGGAUAUUAAUCGGGAUAGCGACGCUGACGUCGAACACGUGUGCUUUAAUUGUAUCUUCGUAGCAAACGCCCGACCGAUAUCGCUCGAGCAAUUCUGGACUUCCGAUCUCCGAGCCGGAGCUCUCGCUCAGAGUUCCUGGAAAAAAUCCAAGUGGCAACAGCUCAUAGACAAGUUAAACAUCGACGAGAUCGACCAGUACGGAUCUCUCGUAGGGCAGUUGACCUUCGAGAAUUCGUCGAGCGUUGAGCUAUAUUUGCGAGGAGUGCGCCAAUGCUGCUGGGGAAAAUGCGAUGCAGUUCACUACGACAAGAGAAUUUGCAUCACGGGCUUCGAUGCUAUGGGUGUCCAGUUCCGAUUGAACUUGGCUGACUUCAAAGACGGAUUGAAGAAUGUGAAAUUCGGACACGUAAAAGACCCCACGGACAACUUGCACCCGAUCACCGCGAUAAAUUUCGACGAGAAACGAUUCUUCGGCAGAUUCGACAACGGGUUCAACGAGUACUCGAUCGAUUUCACCGCCGGAGGUAAGAAAUACGAAGCUAUCGUCCAAUUGCACAGGAGAAAUCAAAGGACCCUCUACGGAGGCUAUCCAUGGGACUCCCAGUAUUACUAUUGCAACUUCGAGCUGAAAUUAAACGACGUCCAAGGCGUCGGUAUGAUCCAGUUGUGGAAACCAUACUCAGGUGCCUGUCCAGUUACGGUACCAUCGAUUAAACGAUUCGUGAAAGCUCGACAGCCCGACGAAAUUCCUCAAGUCUACACCCUCUCGUUCGAAGACAGCAGAUGUCAAAACGAGAGCCUCGUCGGAGGCAAAGGCGCCUCACUGGCAGAGCUUACUUCGAUCGAAACUUCGAAGUUUGUCGUACCCAAAGGCUUCUGUGUGACGGCCCAUGCUCUCGAGUCGCAUAUAAAGUAUCACGCGAAACUGGAAGAAGCCAUCGAUGAGUUUGUGACGAUCUGCAGUUCGGGAAAAAUCGGUAAUCUCAGAGAGUACUGCCAAAGCAUCGUCGAACUGAUGGAGAACACGCCGGUACUUCACACCGUACAAAACGAGAUUCUCGAUUCUUUGAAGAGCUUGGAAUACAGCGAUCGGCAAGUCAUGUACGCCGUGAGGUCUAGCGCAGUCGGAGAAGAUAGCGAAGACACGUCGGCCGCGGGACAGAACUCGACCUUCCUUGGUAUCAAGGAAUCUGGUCAAGUUGUCAAAUACGUCGCUCACUGCUGGGCCAGUCUGUACACUCACCAGAGCGUCGAAUACAGGAGGCAGCACGGAAUGCCGAUAAGGGCAGCGAUGGGCGUUUGCGUCCAGCAGAUGGUGGACGCCGAAGCCGCCGGAGUGAUGUUCACGAGGCACCCGAUCACCGGCAAUCCGAAGGAGAUCCUCAUAACUUCGAAUUACGGUUUAGGAGAAGCAGUGGUAUCAGCCCUAGUCGACCCGGACACCCUGAUGAUCGAGCGCAGCCGAAGCGACACCUUGUCCCUCAAAAGCUCGACGAUCGGCAAGAAAUCGCAGAAGGUCAGCUUGACUUCCGACGGUGGUACCCACUGCCUCGGUCUGUCUCGUCACGAAAGAGACGAGUUAUCGGUCAGUCUGGAGCUCGCGAUGAGGUUGGCGCACGUCGGUGUGAGCCUGGACAAACUCUACGGGGCACCUCGAGACAUCGAGUGGGCUGUGGUCAAGGAUCAGGUCUACCUGCUACAGUCGAGGCCUGUCACGGCACUCGACACCUGGACGGACUUCGAACUCACUCACGAGUUGGGAUCCGGUGUACCGAGCGACUACGAUAUCUUCACCUUCGCCAACGUCGGGGAAGUCUUGUCGACGGCGAUCACGCCACUGACGAUGAGCAGCGUCGUGCACGGCUUGAACAUCUCGACGGAGACCAACCUUCACAGGAAAGCUGUUGAGAAACUUUACACGACUCACAUGUUCAUCAGCAAUAUGAGGUGUACACUCAAUUACAUGAACCUUCUUUUCCGCUUCGUCGAAGAGAAAAUCUCCCUUAGCAACCGCGUGACCGAGAUCGCAGUCUGCGGCCGAUCGAUCCUGACACUCGAGAUCCACGAGCGCAUCAAGAAGCGCAACGGUGUCAUGAACCUAAGCGCCAGACUAAACCUGACCAAGCAGAUGUUGACCGACCUCUGGAAGAACCUAGAGACCGUGGAGAGGGCCGAGAACGUCGUCGCCCAGUACAAGAAGAAACAGGAGAGCUUGAAAGGCCGGAAGAGAUCGACCAAGGAGAUGUACAAGAUGCUCGAAGAGGCCAUAAAGGAGUUAACCGCUGUUGGAGUUUCCCACAGCCAUACCUCGAAGUGCAGCAUAUUCUACCAGGUUCUCAUGAUGUCGAUCCUCAGCGAGGGCAGCGAGGAGCUGAGCAUGGAACACUACUCGGACAUCGCACUGCUGCUCGGGUCUUGCAGCGACGUCAUCAGUGCACAAGUACCGGUGGUGCUGAAGGAGAUAACGAGAACCAUCAGGGAGAGCGGCGUGGGCGAACAGUUCAAGAGUCUUGAGCCAACGGAAGCAAUGGACUGGCUGAAAGUCAAUUGUCCGAAGGCUCACGAGCAGGUGUUGAACUUCGUGAAGGUACACGGACACCGGGGAAUCGAGGAAUUCGACCUGAUCACGGAGACGUGGGGCAUGAAGCCAGAGAAAUUCCUAGCGACGAUACAGUCCAUGCUGAAGACAAAAAGCGACAUCGAGGAGGGCUCCAGUAAAGAUCUGACGGCAGCAGAAACGGUAGCCCGACUGAAGACACCUCGCAAGUCGAGCACGCGCUUCGUCCUUCGGAUGUUACUGCCGGCGACGCGGAAAGCCGUAGCCCGACGCGAGACGACAAAAGCUCUGCUCAUCGAGAUGGUGCACAAUCUGCGGAUGGGAUAUCGCCGAUUGGCAGAACGACUCGCGAAUGAAGGACGACUGCCGGAUCCGAGUCUGAUCUUCUUCCUCACACAUAACGAACUGGCUGAGCUGCUCGACAAACCUGCGCCGGCGCUUAUAAGAAAGGCCGUGAGGAGAAGAAAGAUCAGACCGAAGCUGCUGGGAUACAAGUACCACGAGAUAAACUAUGGGCUGCCCAGGCCCGUCGAACUAACAAAGCUCGACGCACCGAGGGGAACAGGCGUUCGGGUCCAAGGUACGUCGGUAUGCAACGGCGAGGUGACGGGCCGCGCCUGUGUCGCCCUAACUCUGGAGGAAGCCGCGGGCAUCCAAUCAGGUGACAUCCUAAUUACAAACGCCACGGAUAUCGGCUGGAGCCCAUACUUCCCACUGUUGGGUGGCGUCGUCACGGAGCUCGGCGGACUGAUUAGUCACGGUGCCGUCGUGGCUCGGGAAUACGGGCUGCCCUGCAUCGUUGGCGUCGAAAAUGCCACCAGGAUAUUCAAAACCGGUGACACUGUGACUUUGAACGGAUACACAGGAAGCAUUGAAAUCGUUGAAACUGAUGUUAAAGAGGCUCCUUAGUUUUAAGAAGAACGCAGUGCUGUUGAUUGUUAUGAGAAUAAAUGCCACAGCUAUGUAUAAAAAGUAAAAUUUUUAUUAUAAUACAAUAAAUAUAUAUAUAUAUAUUUUUUUUUUAAAGAGAUGAAACAAAUAAACGUUUCAGCGAAACCUCAUGUAGGUGUAAACCCGGUUAAUUUCAUUUUCCGCGAUAGUAUAAAACAACGUCGUUUUCCGUAUGUAUAAAUUCAUGAUAACUAGAAUAUAUUGCCUUUCUCCGACUAAUCUUGCAAAAGCAAAAUUAUUGCAGAAAAAAAUUAAAUAAAA
Nasonia vitripennis (jewel wasp) is the source of this 4387-nucleotide messenger RNA. RefSeq names its product putative phosphoenolpyruvate synthase. The record is from RefSeq and is a predicted model, not a curated record. Gene Ontology annotation, biological process: phosphorylation. The transcript is spliced from 19 exons. The coding region runs from base 116 to 4084 and encodes 1322 amino acids. NCBI's taxonomy places the organism in Eukaryota, Metazoa, Arthropoda, Insecta, Hymenoptera, Pteromalidae. Gene Ontology annotation, molecular function: kinase activity; ATP binding.